AUGAUGGUUGAACAACAACAAACGCAAAAGCCCGCACCUACCGCUACUAGCAAUGGAACCGUAGCUAUGAUCAAGCAGGAGCCCAUUAAGACCGCCAAUUCUCCUUUGGCAAACGUUAUGACGAACAACAAUAACAUGAGUAGUACGAUACCAAACGUUACGGUAAAGACGGAGAAGGAGAAGAUAGUCAAGUCUGUACCGGAUCUUCCUCCUGAGGUGCUACAGUACGCGCCACUUCUUGUUGGCAAGUACUAUAUUCAAGAUAAACGUGCAAUGUGGUCCGGUAUGUGGGGUAUGAAUGAAGCGGCGUUUGGACCCAAAGGUAUCAUCAGUACCUUUGAGAUGAAGUCGCAGGAAGAUGUAUCGAUUCCCUUGUGUUCGGGUGCUGCAGAUGUGGUGCACCCGGCGAUGUCGGCCUUCGCACUUGCACGGUCGUCCCAGACGACAAAUGUUGCUGUCAGUGAAGUAUCACCGGUGUUUAUGGGCUAUGAAACGGAUGCGAAUGUACGGUCGAUGAUGCCUUUCCAGGGCAAGUACAGAGGAUCUUUCCAAAUUCAAGCGAUAAAGGGCAAACACCAAAUUGUAACGGAGGAUGAUGUGGAGAUUCGGUUCGUGCACGAUGUAAGCAAUCCGUUGCAGUUCAUCGUUUCUGGAUCGGGCGAGAACCGUUUUGGUCAGUUUACGCUGCAUGGUUUUUUGGAAAAAGAGACAAGUGAACUGCGACUGUAUAAGGUCUAUAAGCCUAAGGAACCGGUAAAGCGGACUUUUCCGCGACGUGGGAGAGCGACGCGGGCGGUGACACCCGCGGCAAAACGUGAAGUGAAGGCAUUGUCUAUCUCUGCGCCAGGCGUUGCUGCCAUUACGGCGUCUGCAGAUGUCGCUAACGUUGCGACCCCUCUUGCUCGUCCGACUAUCGUUGUUCCACGUAAGGUUGGCACGCCGAUGUCGGACUAUUCGUCUCCGUCGUUGGUGUUGGGCCGCGCGGAGCGAAAGCGAUCUAUUCCUGCGCAUCUGCGUGAAGAUAAUGUACUCGAGUUUGAUCACGCUCCGGUGACCAUGAAGAAGUGCCUUAGUGUACUUAAGGGCCUGAUGUCGAAUCCCAAGUCGGCACCUUUUCGGAUCCCCGUCGAUCCUGUAGCCUUGGGCAUUCCAGAUUAUUUUCACGUAAUCAAAGAGCCGAUGGAUCUUGGAAGCAUCCAGAACAACCUGGAGGCUGGACUUUACGAUAGCCCUAACGACUUUGCAGACCAUAUACGACUCGUAUUCCGGAAUGCGAUGCUUUAUAAUGCUGCACACAGUCAAGUAUACAUAUACGCAAACAAGCUUAUGGACGACUUUGAAAAGCGUUUCCGAAGUCUUCAUUCGAAGCUUUCAAUGAAAAGUAAACACUCGGAUUUGAAAUUGAAAAAGGACAGGAAACCCGAUGUGAUUCACUCUAUGAAGAAGAUUAGAGGAGGCAAGGGUACAAAAGGUAACACUAAGCGACAUGGGUCUAGCGAAGAGACUGGGUUGAUUAUGUCAUUAAAGGAAGAUAUUGAACGCCUGAAAGCGACGUUAGAGCAGCUGCAGCCAGGUGUUAAGCCUGCAAAGUCUGCUACCAGACCGUUUAGAAUGGAAGAUUUGACAGAGGAGGAGCUGAAUGAGCCCAUGAGUCAGAUGGACAAGGCUCGAUUGAGCUCUGACAUUAAACUACUCCCACAGGACAAAAUCAAUCGUGUCCUACAGAUCAUCGCCGAAGCUGUUCCGGUAGCAAAGCUGGCCAACGAAAACGAUGAAGUAGAGUUAGAUAUCAACGCUUUCGACACCCGGUGCUUGCGAAUGCUGGAAGGAUAUGUUAGGGAAAACGGGAUUGGUCGCAAGCGAAAGCGUCCUACUAAAAAUACCAAAAUGGCGCCAGCUGAAAAGCGAUUGAAGUCUGCCGAGGUGGCAGCUUUGAAUAUCCGGCACCGCCAGGAAGAACUGAAGAAUCAAUUGGCUGCAAUUGACAGAGGUGGUACCAGUGUAGCGCGUACGACACCUUGGGGAAAUGGCGACCGACAUUCAGACCGAGAUAUUACGAUGAACGACGUAAGCACCGACACUGGAGCUGGUGCUGUAAAGAGAGAUGGCGACAGCUCUUCCAGUUCAUCGAGCUCUUCCGAGUCAUCAGACUCGGACAGUGAUAGCGAUAGUGAAUCCGACUCGGACGAUGGCGGCGCUCCUCUGCAAAGGUCCCCUCCGCUCGCAAGUGCCCCAAAUUUGUCACAGCUCGACCCUUCCGCCUCGGCUCAUGCUGUCGAUGUUACUAAGAAGAUCCGCGAUGAGCAGCUGUCAAGCUCAGAGCCUCUUCGUGUAGAAAACCGCGGGGCUUGGAGUAUGCUGGCCAAGAAAGAAACGUCUAAUGGAACGCCUCUAGUACACUCUAAUGGUAGUAGUGAAUCGAGCUCGUUGUGGCUAUCUGCGCGUUCGAUGGAGCAGAUCAAGCAGCAGAAACUGCAGCAAAAGGAGAAGGAGCGCACAGAUGAACUGGAAGCUCUGAAACGCCGUGAGGCCGAGCAGCGUGAGAAGGAGAAGGAGCGCGAGAAAAAGAAGGAGCGCGAACAAGCCGAGCGGCGGAAGCUAGAGCAGCAGGCGGUAAGGCUGGCUGAAGAAAAACGUCUUCGAGAGGAACGUGUCCGCGAUGCCGAACGCGUGCGCUUUGCCCAGCUUGCGAUGGAGCGUGAGAAGUUGGCCCGAGACGACGAUGUCGAGCUCCACGACGCCACGCUGAGCGAAGAUCUGGAUGCAUUCAGCUCGUCCUCAUUUUUGUAA
Peronospora farinosa is the source of this 2790-nucleotide messenger RNA. NCBI's taxonomy places the organism in Eukaryota, Oomycota, Peronosporomycetes, Peronosporales, Peronosporaceae. The record is from the annotation of a GenBank genome assembly.